This is a messenger RNA of Periconia digitata, 576 nucleotides long. NCBI's taxonomy places the organism in Eukaryota, Fungi, Ascomycota, Dothideomycetes, Pleosporales, Periconiaceae. The record is from the annotation of a GenBank genome assembly.
UCAGUUGUGUUGUUUUCCCGAUCCCAGACUCACAGACAGAAGAUGAUCGAUGAUCUGUUUCCGGGCGGCCUCCCUGCCGCUUCCUAUGCAUACCGGCUGCCCCAGCCCCCUACUCACUUCUCUCGCUUUGCAUGUACACCAAUCGUCAGAAGAAUGCCGCCCUUGUCGUUGGAGUCAUACAAUGCAAUAGGAACGGAAAAGAGCGCAACGGCAUUUCCGAUGUCUUUUGACUAACCUUUUGUAGACUCCCGCAUGGUGUGGCUGCCUAUGGAUCUGAUGUGCGCGGGUUCGGGACGACCCAUCCGUCUCGGUUCGCCUGAACUCGCGAAACCACGUUAUAGACCUGGAGGUGGAACAAGUAGAAGCGCGUCUUUUUUGUUGAAAAGGAUUGCAUACUUGGCGUGCGCUUAUUUCGAUGUUGGAAAUAUGCUGCAUAAACGGAUGCGGGCCAGGUGCCGCCGUUAUGUACAUCUUCAUCGUACUCGGAUGACUUUACGUAUUCUUUGGUCUUAUUUUCUAGAGCCAGACUAUUCACUUUCCAUCGAGUACAGAAGUGCUUCGCAGAUUUGCAGGUAG